This is a messenger RNA of Aegilops tauschii subsp. strangulata, 1422 nucleotides long. RefSeq names its product protein RETICULATA-RELATED 4, chloroplastic. NCBI's taxonomy places the organism in Eukaryota, Viridiplantae, Streptophyta, Magnoliopsida, Poales, Poaceae. The record is from RefSeq and is a predicted model, not a curated record.
AUGGCCUCCUCCCCCUCCCCAAUGCUGCCCUCCUCCCCCUCCGCCCACCGCCAGCCCUCUUCCCCCCACCCCGGCCAGCUCCACCUCCACCCCCGCCUCCACGCGCCUGACCGCCUCGCCCUCCUCCGCUCCCUCCCGCUCCGCCUCCGCCUCGCCAUUCCCCGCCCCCGCCUCCCCACCCUCCCCCUCGCCCUCCCCUCCUCCACCGGCGGCGGCAACAACAACAACGACGACGACGGUAACAGCGGCGGCGGCGGCGGGGACGACGAAACAGGGGACGGCGGCGGCGAGUGGGGCGGGCACCGCGGGGAGGCGCUGUUCGUGCUGGCGCAGGCGGGGAGGAAGCUCUCCAGCCUCCCCGCGGACCUCGCCGCGGCCGUCGAGGGCGGCCGCGUCACGGGCGACAUCGUGCGGCGCUUCGCGGAGAUGGACGCCUCGCCGCUGCUCCGCUGGCUGCUGCGCUUCAGGGGGUUCAGGGAGCGCCUCCUCGCCGACGACCUCUUCCUCGCCAAGCUCGCCAUGGAGAUGGGCGUCGGCAUGAUCGCCAAGACCGCUGCCGAGUACGAGAAGAGACGCGAGAACUUCGUCAAAGAGAUUGACAUCGUCAUCGCUGAUGUGGUCAUGGCAAUUGUUGCAGAUUUCAUGCUUGUAUAUCUUCCAGCACCAACUGUAUCUCUGCAGCCACCACUUGCACGAAAUGCUGGGCUUAUCACUAGUUUUUUCCACAACUGCCCAGACAAUGCUUUCCAAAUUGCUUUGGCUGGAAGAUCAUUCUCGCUUCUGCAGAGGCUAGGAGCUAUUGUGAAAAAUGGUGCAAAGCUUUUCGCAGUUGGAACUGGUGCUUCUCUGGUUGGUACUGGUGUCACGAAUGCACUGAUCAAAGCACGGAAGGCUGUUGACAAGGACCUUGACGACGAAAUUGACGAUAUUCCAGUUGUGUCAACUAGUAUUGCCUAUGGUAUAUAUAUGGCAGUUUCUAGUAACCUCAGGUACCAGAUUCUGUCUGGUGUAAUCGAGCAGAGGAUGCUGGAGCCCGUACUACAUAAACACAAGCUGCUGCUGAGUGCCCUCUGCUUCGCUGUUCGGACAGGGAACACAUUCUUGGGUUCUUUACUAUGGGUGGACUAUGCCAGGAUGGUAGGUGUUCAAAAGGCCGAAGAGGAGAUCUGAAGUUCUAGCCUUUUUGUUACCGAUCUAUACCGGAAUUCGGAAGUCGACUACCAUAUCUUGCCUGCGCCCUGGGAUGUUAUUCUUCUCUUCACAGGGAAUGCUGCGUGGCAUAGUUCACAUUAUUUUCAUGAAAGCAAGUAGAAAGAUAGAUAUAUGAUCUGUCGAAUUAUUGCGGACGAACGUCGCUGUUACUUGUCUUACCUAUCUUGCAACUUGCAAGGCCCUAUAGAGUGAAAUGUUGCUCCUUGAGCA